This is a messenger RNA of Coregonus sp. 'balchen', 22335 nucleotides long. Lineage: Eukaryota; Metazoa; Chordata; Actinopteri; Salmoniformes; Salmonidae. The record is from the annotation of a GenBank genome assembly.
AUUAAAUUCAUAGUGCUUUAUUGGCAUGAGAAACGCAACUCUCUCGCGAGAGUUGCGUUUGGCAACGGUGAGUGACGUAUCAGGAAGUUUACAUACCGACAAGAAACACGAGGGCAUCUGUGAAUCUUCGUACACACGUUGAAGUAGGCUUUUGACAUGUCUUCUAUUUUAAUAAAUGCCCUUUUAUCAAGUUGUCAUGAUCCGGAUACUUUGUUUAACACGUUGUGCUGGCCAAGUGAUCUGUGGCCGGACACAGAAAGAGUAGAGGCACUGACAACGUUUAUUGAUGGGAUUGGUAAACUACCCCAGUCGGACACAUCUGACGAUGGCGACAAAGUUGCCUUUUCAACUGCAAAAAGAGACAUCUUUCUACGAAAGGUUGAGUCGAUCAUUUGGACACAAUGUUUACCACUUCUCUUGAAAGUCUCGAACGGAGACAUGGCAUGCAAUGGUAAAAGUGUGCAAGAUGGAAGGGGUGAAAUCACCAACGCUGUGUGCUGGCUUCUUUCUGUCUGCAUCAACACACUGUGUGAUACGGCAGUUUCAGGGCGAGUCGCCCGCACUGUCCUGCCAUCCUUCCAGCUGCCAGACGGGGAGACGGAGGAAGAGCUUCCCGGUGAGGGGCGGCUGGGUAUCGACGUGGCUAUCGAAGCCAUGUCAGUCAUUCUACCCACUCUCUCAUCCAACGAAGAAUUGACCACGUCGAUCCUCUCAUCCGCCAUGUCCUGUAUAAAGACGUUAUCGGAUGCUCUGGUGUCCAAAAUCACCGUUCGGCUUAUUUUCACUCUCCUCAACUGCUACAGCGAGGAGAGGAUAGCGAGUACACUCCAAUUCAUCUUAGAGGAUCUGUGUAGCUGGCACAAGAGUGACAGCUCAAACACGAACUCACCUGUGGUGACAGAACGCACUUUGCUGUGUUUAACAGCUCUCUCCGACUAUCUCUUCCCGCCUGCUAAACUACAGCUGCACACCCCUCCUCAAAGUCUGAGCUAUACUCGACCUGACCCUCGUCGUUCUCUGCAGUUCUGGAGGAUUCUACAAGAUGGACUGACCCACAAAGACAACGUGUCCCGGAAGCGGGCGUUGUACCUGCUGAAAAGGUGUGUCGCUCUGUCGGAGGAUGAGGCGGCCGAGUUUCCAAGCAGUUCAGUGUCAAUUGAAGGUAAUAUGCUAAUACAUGUGACAGACAGACUGACAAGCUUGAUUAUAAUAUUAUCCAUAUGAAGCCAUUUUCUUCACUAUACAGAUUAAUACUAAAGUCUGUAAAACAGUAUAGUUUAGCUUAGUUGUAACUAUGUGAGUCCUUUGCAGAUGAUGAGAUCAUAUUCAGAUGGGCCCCAGACAGAAGCAAGUUGCUCAGAGAGUUCUGGGAGGACUAUGCCUUGGUUAUGGAGACACUGGAGGAGAACCAGGUAAGGAAUAUUAUGGGUAACACUUGCUAUGAAACCCCUCUUCAUAAUGCAUUAUACAUGCAUUUAUAACACCGUUAUAACGUCAUAAACAACUAUUACCUUUCCUCUGUUUCUUUCCAGAUUCAUGUGGUCCGCCCUGUGCUCAACAGAAUCCAUACCUUGAUCCAAACAGCAGCGAAUGAUAGUCAAGGUGAUGAGUGUGUUUGUGUCAACCAUAAGGUGACAACCCAAACCUUUUAAAAUCCUGCUAAAUACUGCCUACCAAUGGUCCAUCUGUCUUCUCUCAGGCAUCAGUCUGUUCCACCCGUCAUGGCUGCUGGGUGUGUACCAUCGUAUGUUCCACAGUGAGAACAAGUCCGUCAUGAGAGAGGGAGUGUGUCACCUCCUGGUACUCCAGGUGGUCCGACGCCCUGCCUUCGCCCUGGCCUUCUCACAGGUACCUGGUGCACUUGCCAAUCAGUGUUAGAACAUCUACCCAGAAUGACCAAAUUCUAGGUUUUCCCUUUUAUAAUAUAAUAAUAUAAUAUGCCAUUUAGCAGACGCUUUUAUCCAAAGCGACUUACAGUCAUGUGUGCAUACAUUUUUUACGUAUGGGUGGUCCCGGGGAUCGAACCCACUACCCUGGCGUUUUCUAUGUUAUUAGUGUAUGCACUGUCCAAUAGUCAGCUACUUCCUUCUCAGGAGUGGUGGAUUGGUGGUGGUUUUGUUUCUUGGUUUGGUGGGUGAGAUGAGGAGGGACGGUAGGUGUUUAGUGUAUGAGAGAUCUUCUUAUCCUUUGUCCCCUUGUUCCUCAGUUCAUUGUGGGUCCUUUUAUGGAUGUGAUGUCUGAAAGCUCCCUCUUUCACAGGUGAGCCAGCGCUCAUAGCAGCACAACAGCAAAACACAAUAUUGAUUUAUAGACACAUAGAUGAUGCAGUUUCUGCUAGUGAUGAAGUAGUGAAUUAGGCCUAUUUAGAGUGACUUCCACUCAAAAUGUUGAGGAGGGUUAUGUCUCUCAAUCUCCAGGACUGCAGGCCAGAGUGUAGGAGAGUGUCCUGAGCUGGGAGUCAAGCUGCAGGUCUUCAUGGUCAGGUUCUUCAGCAGCCUGCCACAGGAGAACAGAGGUACUGUAACAGAGCUUCCACACAGGGCACUGAAAAACCUGGGCCAUGUUCAGUAGGAUACACCCUAGUACAACGUUUUGCAGAGGAAAAUGAAAAUCUGGGUUCUUCUUAUUGGACAAAUUCAUGUACAUUUCAAAAAGUUUUCUCCCAACUGAACUUGACCCAGAUUUUUGUACUGUAGCUUGUUGUGGUGGUAAUGCAAACAGUAAUGACUGUUCAUCAGAGAUGGUCUGUAAUGUUGAUCCUCUGUCCUCUGUCUCCCCAGGCCCUGUAAUGUUGAUCCUCUGUCCUCUGUCUCCCCAGGUCCUGUAAUGUUGAUCCUCUGUCCUCUGUCUCCCCAGGUCCUGUAAUGCUGAUCCUCUGUCCUCUGUCUCCCCAGGUCCUGUAAUGCUGAUCCUCUGUCCUCUGUCUCCCCAGGUCCUGUAAUGCUGAUCCUCUGUCCUCUGUCUCCCCAGGUCCUGUAAUGCUGAUCCUCUGUCCUCUGUCUCCCCAGGUCCUGUAAUGCUGAUCCUCUGUCCUCUGUCUCCCCAGGUCCUGUAAUGCUGAUCCUCUGUCCUCUGUCUCCCCAGGUCCUGUAAUGCUGAUCCUCUGUCUCCCCAGGUCCUGUAAUGCUGAUCCUCUGUCCUCUGUCUCCCCAGGUCCUGUAAUGUUGAUCCUCUGUCCUCUGUCUCCCCAGGUCCUGUAAUGUUGAUCCUCUGUCCUCUGUCUCCCCAGGUCCUGUAAUGCUGAUCCUCUGUCCUCUGUCUCCCCAGGUCCUGUAAUGUUGAUCCUCUGUCCUCUGUCUCCCCAGGUCCUGUAAUGUUGAUCCUCUGUCCUCUGUCUCCCCAGGUCCUGUAAUGUUGAUCCUCUGUCCUCUGUCUCCCCAGGUCCUGUAAUGCUGAUCCUCUGUCCUCUGUCUCCCCAGGUCCUGUAAUGUUGAUCCUCUGUCCUCUGUCUCCCCAGGUCCUGUAAUGUUGAUCCUCUGUCCUCUGUCUCCCCAGGUCCUGUAAUGCUGAUCCUCUGUCCUCUGUCUCCCCAGGUCCUGUAAUGUUGAUCCUCUGUCCUCUGUCUCCCCAGGUCCUGUAAUGUUGAUCCUCUGUCCUCUGUCUCCCCAGGUCCUGUAAUGUUGAUCCUCUGUCCUCUGUCUCCCCAGGUCCUGUAAUGUUGAUCCUCUGUCCUCUGUCUCCCCAGGUCCUGUAAUGUUGAACCUCUGUCCUCUGUCUCCCCAGGUCCUGUAAUGCUGAUCCUCUGUCCUCUGUCUCCCCAGGUCCUGUAAUGUUGAUCCUCUGUCCUCUGUCUCCCCAGGUCCUGUAAUGUUGAUCCUCUGUCCUCUGUCUCCCCAGGUCCUGUAAUGCUGAUCCUCUGUCCUCUGUCUCCCCAGGUCCUGUGUUGCUGCAGCUUGUCCAGCGGCUAGGCUCUCAACACUGGUGUUCUGUCCCCAUCCUCUUCCUCUCUCAGGCCCUGUCCCACCUCCCUCCCUGCCCUCUCCUGGGCCCUGACGGCCUGCACGCUCUCAGGUAGCCUGUGGUUAUGGGGCAAAUCUGAAAUAGUACCCUAUUUGUUGGUCCAAAGCCCUAUGAGUGCACUAUAUAGGGAAUAGGGUGCCAUUUCAAAUGCAGCCAUUGUCUAGACUCUAACUUGACAAUAGGUUAUUUAUUUAGUGUUUAUUAUGGCCAUAGUGGUAUUGCUUGGUGUGGAAAUGUGGAUUCUAUGAAUCUCCAUAGAACACUCUGCUUAGUCAAUGGCUAUGGGUAAUCUGUGUCCGGGAAACUGUCCCUAAGGGUUUCUGUGUUGUAUCUCAGGGAGGUGCUUCGCUCCACCAUGAUCACCCACCAGGUGCUACUGAGAGGAGCGGCACAGUGUUUCCUGCUAAACACCGCCCUCUCCCUGACAGAUGUGGUAAGACACUAUGAUGUGUUUGAGGCUGUGCCACGUUGGUGCAAAGUGAUGACAUUUAUCACCCAAAUACAGUGUUGAAGAAGAGAUUAUAGCUAUCAGCAUACAAAUGACAACAUAAUCAAAAUAGCCGUUGCUAAACAUGGAUGAUAUUUGUGCCAUCUUUUGCAGACCUCAGUGACGUUGGAUAAUGUGUUUAGUUUGCUGGUGCACUUCAGAGCAGACGAGUCUCUAUGUAGAGGGACAGUACUCUGGAAUCAGGUACUGUGUGGGGGUGGAAUGAGGGAAGAGGUCUGUUCUUUUCAAACGUAAAAAUUAUAAUAUUUAGUGUAUUUCCAUCAGUUUUCCCUUGUGUAUUUGUGUCUCCUCACUAGCUGUGUGACUGGCUGGCUGAAAGUGAAGGCAGCUUCAGGCCCUGUGUCAGAGAAUCAGGUGAUGGUACCAGUACCAGUACUUCUCCAGAGAGAGAGACUGUGAGAGGCUACGUCCAACAACAGAUGGAGGCCUUCCUCAGAGUCCCGGCUAGCACAGGUGAGUCCCGGCUAGCACAGGUGAGUCCCGGCUAGCACAGGUGAGUCCCGGCUAGCACAGGUGAGUCCCGGCUAGCACAGGUGAGUCCCGGCUAGCACAGGUGAAUCCGUUUUUCCAAUUUACGAGUAUUAUCUGAUCACGAAUAUCAACGGUUACAGAUAUGAGUAUGUCUAGAUGGACACACCUCUAGUAUAUACAAUAGAUGACUGUAAUGAUGAACUUUGUUGUGACGUCCUACAGAGCAGACAGACAGUGUACCGGACCCAGGAGAGGCUGAGCUGCUAGCCAGGGCCAUCCUACUGUGUGUUGACACAGAGGAGAGGACUCAGAGGAGUUCUGGAGGAGAGGAGACUACUGGUGUCAGCAGUGGGAUGGAGUCUGUCUUACGCCCCCUACUGGACACACUGAGCAGGCUCCACACUAAUGUCUACCUUCCGCUACGCAAGACUGACAAGAGCCUGCAGCUGCUGCUACGACUACUGCAGCUCACACGCUCCAGACACACCCCUGCUGCAGUACUGCAGCUCACACGCUCCAGACACACCCCUGCUGCAGUACUGCAGCUCACACGCUCCAGACACACCCCUGCUGCAGUACUGCAGCUCACACGCUCCAGACACACCCCUGCUGCAGUACUGCAGCCAGAGAAAGAGCAAGGUAUUUACUGUACUCUACUGUACUCUACUGUACUCUACUCUACUGUACUGUACUGUACUCUACUGUAUUCUACCGUACUCUACUGUACUCUACUGUACUCUACUGUACUCUGCUGUACUGUACGGUGCUGUACUCUACUCUACUGUACUCUACUGUACUGUACUCUACUCUACUGUAUUCUACUCUACUGUAUUCUACUCUACUGUAUUCUACUCUACUGUACUCUACUCUGCUCUGCUCUGCUCUGCUCUACUCUACUCUACUCUACUGUACUCUACUCUACUCUACUCUACUCCUCUUCUUUUCUCAACUUGACUCGAGUAGUGAUCCAUAGCAGUGAUCCAUAGCAGUGAUCCAUAGCAGUGAUCCAUAGCAGUGAUCCAUAGCAGUGAUCCAUAGCAGUGAUCCAUAGCAGUGAUCCAUAGCAGUGAUCCAUAGCAGUGAUCCAUAGCAGUGAUUCAUAGUAAUGAUCCAUAUUGAUUCAUUGCACUGGAAACAUGCAACAUCAUAUUUUCUGUAUUGUAAAAAUAAAAAUGAACGUUUUUUGUCUUCUGUCUUAUACAGAGGACAGUGUGACGGUCUCCAUGGAAACGCUGAUUCUGGGCGUGGUGGAGCCCAUUCAGGAGUUCAUCCUCCGAAGACUGAGUGGAGAACUGCAGGAGGUGAAAAUGCACGCUCACUCUCACUCACAUCCUAUAACAUUGAUCAUGUACCUGUAUUUAUCCUCAGCCUGUGUUUUGUUUGUAUGUCCUCUCCAGCUAUGUGAUGUAGAGCGUGCUGAGCUCUACCUGUCGGUGCUGAAGGAGGUGGUGCUGAUGUACAGUGUGUUAGAGUGGAACCACUCCAAUGUACAGGCCUAUUUCCCCAGACUCCUCAGAUAUGUCCUGAGGAGCCUAGAAGCUGACCAGGUAUAGUACUACAGGAUCUAUCUACCCUCUCUCAAGCUGCUAUCCUUCACUAGUCAAUUCAUAAAUCAUUGGAUUCAUGUGUCAAUUUGAAUAAUGGGAUAUUUCUUUUAGCGGUUACACUCUGAUUUCAAAGAAGACUAGUUGAACUGCUAUUUGUCAUGACAUAUUGAUAUUUGUCAUGGUUUUCACUAUUGAACUGGAAGGGACUUCACUGUGUUUGUGUUUCUCUUAGAUCCCCUCUGUGGCGGGUCAGGUGUCCAGGGCGGUUGCCAUGGCGUCGUUGGCCAUGACCUGUGAGGUUGCAGCGCUGGGAGUGUUCAACCUCCAAUCAGAGACCAUGAUUCUACUGGUCGAUCUGUGUUGCUACUUCUACUCCCCUGCUCCACCCCCAGCCCCUCCUCUCUCUCUGGCCAACUUCAACCAGACCCUGCUGAAACCUCCCACUGCAGAUCAGUCAACAGGGUCAGUAGAGAACAGUAGAGUGUAGUAUAUAGUAUGGAUGGAUGGUAUUGUUUGAAUGCAGAUGUAAUGUGUUGUUGGAUAGUACACAACUAGUAUAAACACUAUAUGGUCCUCAUUUCUCUGACAGUCAGGGCUCUAAAUUGUGACUGUUUUGGUCACAUGCUCUUAAAUAUUUUGCUGUGCAACCUGGAAUUUACAUUUGGGAGAAAAAACAUCUCCCAGAGGUUACAACUCAAAUGGUAAAAUGGAGAUUGUGUAUGGGAUAUGGACAGCUAAAUACAGUGAGCUCCAAAAGUAUUGGGACAGUGACACAUUUGUUGUUGUUUUGGUUCUGUACUCCAGCACUUUGGAUUUGAUACAAUGACUAUGAGGUUAAAGUGCAGACUGACAGCUUUAAUUUGAGGGUAUUUUCAUCCAUAUCAGGUGGGGAAAUUACAGCACUUUUUGUACAUAGUCCCCCCAUUUUAGGGGACCAAAAGUAUUGGGACAAAUUCACUUACACUACCAUUCAAAAGUUUGGGGUCACUUAGAAAUGUCCUUGUUUUCCAUGAAAACAUACAUGAAAUGAGUUUGAAUAGGAAAUAUAGCAAAAUGCAUAGGAAAUGUAGUCAUUGACAAGGUUAGAAAUAAUGAUUUUUAAUUGAAAUAAUAAUUGUGUCCUUCAAACUUUGCUUUUGUCAAAGAAUCCUCCAUUUGCAGCAAUUACAGCCUUGCAGACCUUUGGCAUUCUAGUUGUCAAUUUGUUGAGGUAAUCUGAAGAGAUUUCACCCCAUGCUUCCUGAAGCACCUCCCACAAGUUGGAUUGGCUUGAUGGGCACUUCUUACGUACAAUAAGGUCAAGCUGCUCCCACAACAGCUCAAUAGGGUUGAGAUCCGGUGAAUGUGCUGGCCACUCCAUUAUAGACAGAAUACCAGCUGACUGCUUCUUCCCUAAAUAGUUAUUGCAUAGUUUGGGGCUGUGCUUUGGGUCAUUGUCCUGUUGUAGGAGGAAAUUGGCUCCAAUCAAGCGCCGUCCACAGGGUAUGGCAUGGCAUUGCAAAAUGGAGUGAUAGCCUUCCUUCUUCAAGAUCCCUUUUACCCUGUACCAAUCUCCCACUUUACCACCACCAAAGCACCCCCAGACCAUCACAUUGCCUCCACCAUGCUUGACAGAUGGCAUCAAGCACUCCUCCAGCAUCUUUUCAUUUGGUCUGCGUCUCACAAAUGUUCUUCUUUGUGAUCCGAACACCUCAAACUUUGAUUCGUCUGUCCAUAACACUUUUUUCAAAUCUUCCUCUGUCCAGUGUCUGUGUUCUUUUGCCCAUCUUAAUCUUUCAGUCUGAGAUAUUGCUUUUUCUUUGCAACUCUGCCUAGAAGGUCAGCAUCCCGGAGUCGCCUCUUCACUGUUGACAUUGAGACUGGUGUUUUGCAAGUACUAUUUAAUGAAGCUGCCAGUUGAGGACCUGUGAGGCGUCUGUUUCUCAAACUAGACACUCUAAUGUAUUUGUCCUCUUGCUCAGUUGUGCACCGGGGCCUCCCACUCCUCUUUCUAUUCUGAAUAGAGCCAGUUUGCGCUGUUCUGUGAAGGGAGUAGUACACAGCGUUGUACGAGAUCUUCAGUUUCUUGGCAAUUUCUUGCAUGGAAUAGCCUUCAUUUCUCAGAACAAGAAUAGACUGACGAGUUUCAGAAGAAAGUUAUUUGUUUCUGGCCAUUUUGAGCCUGUAAUCGAACCCACAAUUGCUGAUGCUCCAGAUACUCAACUAGUCUCAAGAAGGCCAGUUUUAUUGCUUCUUUAAUCAGCGCAACAGUUUUCAGCUGUGCUAACAUAAUUGCAAAAUGGUUUUCUAAUGAUCAAUUAGCCUUUUAAAAUGAUAAACUUGGAUUAGCAAACACAACGUGCCAUUGGAACACAGGACUGAUGGAUGCUGAUAAUGGGCCUCUGUACGUCUAUGUAGAUAUUCCAUUAAAAAUCAGCCGUUUCCAGCUACAAUAGCCAUUUACAACAUUAACAAUGUCUACACUGUAUUUCUGAUCAAUUUGAUGUUAUUUUAAUGGACAAAAAAAUUGCUUUUCUUUCGAAAACAAGGACAUUUCUAAGUGACCCCAAACUUUUGAACGGUAGUUUAUAUGUGUAUUAAAGUAGUCAAAACUUUAGUAUUUGGUCCAAUAUUCCCAGAACACAAUGAUUACAUCAAGCUUGUGACUCUACAAACUUGUUGGAUGUAUUUGCUGUUUGUUUGUGUUGUAUUUCGGAUUAUUUUGUGCCCACAUAAAGAAUCUCCAAUCCAAAGUUAAAUCUAGAAUCGGCUUCCUAUUUCGCAACAAGGCCUCCUUCACUCAUGCUGCCAAACAUGCCCUCGUAAAACUGACUAUCCUACCGAUCCUUGACUUCGGCGAUGUCAUUUACAAAAUAGCCUCCAACACUCUACUCAGCAAAUUGGAUGUAGUCUAUCACAGUGCCAUCCGUUUUGUCUCCAAAGCCCCAUACACUACCCACCACUGUGACCUGUACGCUCUUGUUGGCUAGUCCUCACUACAUGUUCGUCGUCAAACCCACUGGCUCCAGGCCAUCUAUAAAUCACUGCUAGGCAAAUCCCCGCCUUAUCUUAGCUCAUUGGUCACCAUAGCAGCACCCACCCGUAGUCUGCGCUCCAGCAGGUAUAUCUCACUGGUCAUUCCCAAAGCCAACACAUCCUUUGGCCGCCAUUCCUUCCAGUUCUCUGCUGCCAAUGACUGGAACGAAUUGCAAAAAUCUCUGAAGCUGGAGACUCUUAUCUCCCUCAAUAACUUUAAGCAUCAGUUGUCAGAGCACCUUACCGAUCACUGCACCUGUACACAGCCCAUCUGAAAUUAGCCCACCCAACUACCUCAUCCCUAUAUUGUUAUUUAUUUUGCUCUUUUGCACCCCAGUAUCUCUAUUUGCACAUAAUCUCCUGCACAUCUAGCAUUCCAGUGUUAACACUAUUGUAAUUAUUCUGCACUAUAGCCUAUUUAUUGCCUUACCUCCAUAACUUGCUACAUUUGCACACACUGUAUAUAUAUUUUCUGUUGUAUUUUUGACUUUAUGUUUUUUACCCCAUAUGUAACUCUGUGUUGUUUUUAUUGCACUGCUUUGCUUUAUCUUGGCCAGGUCGCAGUUGUAAAUGAGAACCUGUUCUCAACUGGCUUACCUGGUUAAAUAAAGGUGAAAAAAAUAAAUAAAAAAAAUAAAAUAAAUAUUGAUUUUGUUAGGAUCUCUUUUAGCCCGAAGGCUAGUCUUCCAAGAGUUCUUAAGAAAUAUAAAAAACAUACAGAAAUUUGAAAAACAACAAUAGCAAAGUAAGAACACAAACAAGAUCCAUGUUUCUAUUACCUCUACAUAUUACACGUUACACACCCCAGCCUACCCCUUCUCCACCCACAUACUGUUUUUUUACAUUUUAAAUCAAUUAGCAGUCGCUCUUAUCCAGAGCAACUUACAGCAGUGAGUGCAUAAUUUUUUUUUUUUCUCGUACUGGUCCCCCGUGGGAAUCAAACCUACAACCCUGGCGUUGCAAACGCCAUGCUCUACCAACUGAGCUACACAGGACCUAUACCUCAUGUGCAUAUUAAUUUAAAUACAACAGAACAUAUUACAAUAACCUCUUAGACUCACUCUAGUCGUUCAAAACAUUUUGUGAAUUUAUCUCUUAAAACAACUAUUUGUCAAGUUUAAAAAAAACUUUCAAGGAGUUCCAGGACUACACUGCCCUGAAACUAAAAGCUAUUUUGCACAGCUCUAAUGUGGGUUUUGGUGGCCUUGGUAAUCAGAGGUCCCUAGUAGAAGUAAUGUGUGUGUGUGUGUGUGUGUGUGUGUGUGUGUGUGUUGUCUGGGAGAUAGUAGUAAUCAGAGGGCCUUACUGAUAUCUCUGAUAAUUAAGAGUUUGUCAUCUGUCCACAGUGUUUCAGAGCAGGGUCCUCUCCUCCAGGACUGGGGCCGAAUGGCAGCUAAUUUCAUCCGGGACCAGUGGACGUGCCUGGGCUACGGGAGGAGGAUAGGACCCCCCGGGCCCAUGGAGCUCCCCAGGGCGUCAGUGUCUCUCCAGGCUGCUAUAGAGGCCCUGUCUCUGCUACCCAGUGGCCUGGUACUGCCUGUACUGGACUUCAUGGCCUCCAUGUUGCCACAGGUGAGUCUCUCUUUUUUAUUCCCACCUUUAUUUAACCAGGUAAGCCAGUUGAGAACAAGUUCUCAUUUACAACUGUGACCUGGCCAAGAUAAAGCAAAGCAGUGCGAUAAAAACAACAACACAGAGUUACAUAUGGAAUAAACAAAACGUACAGUCAAUAACACAAUAGAAAAUCUAUAUACAGUGUGUGCAAAUGUAGUAAGUUAUGGAGGUAAGGCAAUAAAUAGGCCAUAGUGCAAAAUAAUUACAAUUUAGUAUUAACACUGGAAUGAUAGAUGUGCAGAAGAUGAUGUGCAAAUAGAGAUACUGGGGUGCAAAUUAGCAAAAUAAAUAACAAUAUGGGGAUGAGGUAGUUGGGUGGGCUAAUUUCAGAUGGGCUGUGUACAGGUGCAGUGAUCGGUAAGCUACUCUGACAACUGAUGCUUAAAGUUAGUGAGGGAGAUAAGAGUCUCCAGCUUCAGAGAUUUUUGCAGUUUGUUCCAGUCAUUAGUAGCAGAGAACUGGAUGGAAUGGCGGCCAAAGGAGGUGUUGGCUUUGGGGAUGACCAGUGAGAUAUACCUGCUGGAGCGCAUACUACGGGUGGGUGUUGCUAUGGUGACCAAUGAGCUAAGAUAAGGCGGGGAUUUGCCUAGCAGUGAUUUAUAGAUGACCUGGAGCCAAUGGGUUUGGCGACGAAUAUGUAGUGAGGGCCAGCCAACGAGAGCGCACAGGUCACAAUGGUGGGUAGAAUAUGGGGCUUUGGUGACAAAACGGAUGACACUGUGAUAUACUACAUCUAAUUUGCUGAGUAGAGUGUUGGAGGCUAUUUUGUAAAUGACAUCGCCGAAGUCAAGGAUCGGUAGGAUAGUCAGUUUUACGAGGGCAUGUUUGGCAGCAUGAGUGAAGGAGGCUUUGUUGCAAAAUAGGAAGCCGAUUCUAGAUUUAACUUUGGAUUGGAGAUGCUUAAUGUGAGUCUGGAAGGAGAGUUUGUGGUCUAACCAGACACCUAGGUAUUUGUAGUUGUCUACAUAUUCUAAGCCAGACCCGCCAAGAGUAGUGAUUCUAGUCGGCAGGCGGGUGCAAGCAGCAUUCGAUUGAAGAGCAUGCAUUUAGUUUUACUAGCGUUUAAGAGCAGUUGGAGGCUAUGGAAGGAGUGUUGUAUGGCAUUGAAGCUUGUUAGGAGGUUUGUUAACAGUGUCCAAUGAAGGGCCAGAUGUAUACAAAAUGGUGUCGUCUGCAUAGAUGUGGAUCUGAGAGUCACCAGCAGCAAGAGCGACAUCAUUGAUAUACACAGAGAAUAGAGUCGGCCCGAGAAUUGAACCCUGUGGCACCCCCAUAGAGACUGCCAGAGGUAGUUGGUGAACCAGGGGAGGCAGUCAUUUGAGAAACCAAGGCUAUUUAGUCUACCAAUAAGAAUGUGGUGAUUUACAGAGUCAAAAGCCUUGGCCAGGUCGAUGAAGACAGCUGCACAGUACUGUCUUUUAAUCGAUCGCGGUUAUAAUAUAGUUUAGGACCUUUUGCGUGGCUGAGGUGCACGGAAACCAGAUUGCAUAGAGCAGAAGGUACGGUGGGAUUCGAAAUGGACGGUGAUCUGUAGCAGUUUGGAUCUAGAGUGUCACCCCCUUUGAAGAGGGGGUUGACUGCGGCAGCUUUCCAAUCUCUGGGGAUCUCAGAUGAUACGAAAGAGAGGUUGAACAUGCUAGUAAUAGGGGUUGCUACAAUUUCGGCGGCUAAUUUUAGAAAGAAAGGGUCCAGAUUGUCUAGCCCAGCUGAUUUUCAGGGGUCCAGAUUUUGCAGCUCUUUCAGAACAUCAGCUAUCUGAAUUUGGGUGAAUGAGAAGCGGGGGGGGCAUGGGAAAGUUGCAAGGGGGGGGGGGGGGGGCAGAGCUGGUGGCCGGGGUAGGGGUAGCCAGGUGGAAAACAUGGCCAGCCGUAGCAAAAUGCUUAUUGAAAUUCUCGAUUAUCGUAGAUUUAUCGGUGGUGACAGUGUUUCUUAGCCUCAGUGCAGUGGGCAGCUGGGAGGAGGUGCUCUUAUUUUCCAUGGACUUUACAGUGUCCCAAAACUUUUUGGCGUUAGUGCUACAGGAUGCAAAUUUCUGUUUGAAAAAGCUAGCCUUUGCUUUCCUAACUGAUUGUGUAUAUUGGUUCCUGACUUCCCUGAAAAGUUGCAUAUCGCGGGGGCUGUUCGAUGCUAAUGCAGUACGCCACAAGAUGUUUUUGUGCUGGUCAAGGGCAGUCAAGUCUGGGGUGAACCAGGGGCUAUAUCUGUUCUUAGUUCUGAAUUUUUUGAAUGGGGCAUGCUUAUUUAAGAUGAGGGAAAGCACUUUUAAAGAACAACCAGGCAGCCUCUACUGACGGAAUGAGGUCAAUAUUCAUCCAGGAUACCCGGGCCAGGUCAAGUAGAAAGGCCUGCUCGCUAAAGUGUUUUAGGGAGCGUUUGACAGUGAUGAGGGGUGGUUGUUUGACCUCUGACCCAUUACGGACGCAGGCAAUGAGGCAGUGAUCGCUGAGAUCCUGGUUGAAGACAGCAGAGGUGUAUUUAGAGGGUCAAUUAGUCAGGAUAAUAUCUAUGAGGGUGCCCAUGUUUACGGAUUUAGGGUUGUACCUGGUAGGUUCCUUGAUAAUUUGUGUGAGAUUGAGGGCAUCUAGUUUAGAUUGUAGGACGGCCGGGGUGUUAAGCAUAUCCCAGUUUAGGUCACCAAGCAGUAUGAACUCUGAGGAUAGAUGGGGGGCAAUAAAUUCACAUAUGGUGUCCAGGGCACAGCUGGGGGCUGAGGGGGGUCUGUAGCAAGCAGCAACAGUGAUAGACUUAUUUCUGGAGAGGUGUAUUUUUAGAAGUAGAAGCUGUUUGGGCACAGACCUGGAUAGUAUGAUAGAGCUCUGCAGGCUAUCUCUACAGUAGAUUGCAACUCCGCCCCCUUUGGCAGUUCUAUCUAGAUGGAAAAUGUUGUAGUUGGGGAUGGAAAUUUCAGAGUUUUUGGUGCUUCCUAAGCCAGGAUUCAGACACUGCUAGAACAUCAGGGUUGGCGGAGUGUGCUAACACAGUGAGUAAAAUGCAAAAAGCAAAGACUUUUACGGUUACAGAAGUCAACAAAUGAUAGCUCCUGGGGAGUAGGAGUGAUACUGGGGGCUACAGGGCCUGGGUUAACCUCUACAUCACCAGAGGAACAGAGGAGGAGUAGAAUAAGGAUACAACUGAUAUGGUCAUGUCCACUACCUAGCUGAGACAUUGCUUCUCAUCCAGCUCUCUACAGGUUUGUCCACACCAACAACCAUGUUUAAAGGGAUAGUUCACCCAAAUUACUAAAUUACAUAUUUCCUUACCUUGUAAGCAGUCUAUGGGGAAAGACAGUGAAAUCCAAGCCUUGGUUUUGUUUAACAACUGAUUUAGACAGCAACAGUGUUUCAGAAGAAAAAAAAAGGAUAUAGUGGCCAUGUGGUCAACACAUUUAUGUCCUGUUUUAUAUGGCUUCUGAUAAGGCCAUAUGAGAUAGUGAACCUGUAUUCCCCCCUCCCACCACCAGGUGGCACUGUCUGAGGAGGCACUCUGUGUAGAGGCUGUGACUGUCUCCUGGAAGUUGGUGCUGGGACUGAGCAGUAACCCUCAUGACUUCUGGCCCACCCUGCAGGGCUUUGUGUCCAUGGCCUUUCACCACAGCCUGUUGGCGUUAACAGAGGAGCAGGCACCUGUGCUCACUGCUAUUCUACAACAGGUAACUAGAGGGAGGCAUGGGGGAUCAACACCUGGGUUCAAAUGGUGUUUAAAAUCUUUCAAAUACUUUGAGCUUUUGACUGAGCCCACAGAUGAGCGGGCUUUGUACUUCUGGGACUAUUCAAUUGGUUCCAUUUCACCAGGCAAGUUCAAUCAAGAGCAGCUAAAGUAUUUUAUUAAAGAAAAUAAAUACUAAUUGAACCCAUGUCUGGAUGGAAUAGAUCCGUGUGGUGUCAGGCAACUUACUACAUAUUCACUACUUGGAGAAAUGUGUCUUGGCAAGUAGUUUCAGGUAUAUGUUCAACAGAAAAUGUAGUGGUUAUCAUGGGUAUUAAUAACACAACAUUGAUGUGGACACAGUUGAUGUGUAAUUAACCCACUACUGACUCCACUUCAUUUCUAGAUAGCUGUUGAGCUGACGGACCUCUCCCAGGCCAAGACCGGUGUAUUCAACGUUCUGAUCCAACACUGCUGCCACACCUGGCUGCCCUCUGACCCAGGAAGUGAAGGCCAGAGCCAAUCAGACGCCAUGUUCUCCAGUGCCCUACUGCACCCUGACAUCCUGACUGAGGCAUGUGUGUAUGGACCCGUGUUCAGGAGGGACCAAAGGUGUGUGUGUAUGUGUGUGUGUGUGUGGGGAGUGUGAGGAGUGUGUGAGAAAGAGAAAGAGAGUGAGUGUUAGUGAGUGAGAGUGGAAGUGAGUGAGAGUGGCUGAGAGUAAGUGAGAGUGACUGAGUGUUCAGGGCUUAUUGCAGUGGUGAGGGUCAUGUCAUGUCUGGAUAAUGGCUGGUCUUCUCCAUAGGCUGAUCCAGGAGGUCCAGGUCUAUGUGGAGGGGCUUGGAGAGGAGUGUGCUGCUAACACCACUGUCCCCAGGUCAGCUGCUGAACUCAGUUCAUGUACCUUACUGUACUAUACUGUAGUCUACUCUACUCUACUACUGUGGUCCUCUGGAGCUCAGUUGGUAGAGCAUGGUGCUUGCAACUCCAGGAUAGUGGGUUUGAUUCCCAGGACCACCCAUACGUAAAAUUUAUGCAUACAUGACUGUAAGUUGCUUUGGAUAAAGGUGUCUGCUAAAUGGCAUAUAUUGGUAUUAUUUAUUACUGUAGUGGGACUGGAACCUAUUACCUAACCCCUCACUAUAGUGGGACUGGAACCUAUUACCUGACCCCUCACUGCACUGGGACUGGAACCUAUUACCUGACUCCUCACUGUACUGGGAUUGGAACCUAUUACCUGACCCCUCACUAUAGUGGGACUGGAACCUAUUACCUGACCCCUCACUAUAGUGGGACUGGAACCUAUUACCUGACCCCUCACUAUAGUGGGACUGGAACCUAUUACCUGACCCCUCACUGUACUGGGACUGGAACCUAUUACCUGACCCCUCACUGUACUGGGACUGGAACCUAUUACCUGACCCCUCACUGUACUGGGACUGGAACCUAUUACCUGACCCCUCACUGUACUGGGACUGGAACCUAUUACCUGACCCCUCACUGUACUGGGACUGGAACCUAUUACCUGACCGCUCACUGUACUGGGACUGGGACUGGAACCUAUUACCUGACCCCUCACUGUACUGGGACUGGAACCUAUUACCUGACCGCUCACUGUACUGGGACUGGGACUGGAACCUAUUACCUGACCCCUCACUAUAGUGGGACUGGAACCUAUUACCUGACCCCUCACUGUACUGGGACUGGAACCUAUUACCUGACCCCUCACUGUACUGGGACUGGAACCUAUUACCUGACCCCUCACUGUACUGGGACUGGAACCUAUUACCUGACCCCUCACUAUAGUGGGACUGGAACCUAUUACCUGACCCCUCACUAUAGUGGGACUGGAACCUAUUACCUGACCCCUCACUGCACUGGGACUGGAACCUAUUACCUGACCCCUCACUAUAGUGGGACUGGAACCUAUUACCUGACCCCUCACUAUAGUGGGACUGGAACCUAUUACCUGACCCCUCACUGCACUGGGACUGGAACCUAUUACCUGACCCCUCACUAUAGUGGGACUGGAACCUAUUACCUGACCCCUCACUGUACUGGGACUGGAACCUAUUACCUGACCCCUCACUGUACUGGGACUGGAACCUAUUACCUGACCCCUCACUGUACUGGGACUGGAACCUAUUACCUGACCCCUCACUGUACUGGGACUGGAACCUAUUACCUGACCCCUCACUAUAGUGGGACUGGAACCUAUUACCUGACCCUUCACUAUAGUGGGACUGGAACCUAUUACCUGACCCCUCACUGUACUGGGACUGGAACCUAUUACCUGACCCCUCACUGUACUGGGACUGGAACCUAUUACCUGACCCCUCACUAUAGUGGGACUGGAACCUAUUACCUGACCCCUCACUAUAGUGGGACUGGAACCUAUUACCUGACCCCUCACUAUAGUGGGACUGGAACCUAUUACCUGACCCCUCACUGUACUGGGACUGGAACCUAUUACCUGACCCCUCACUAUAGUGGGACUGGAACCUAUUACCUGACCCCUCACUGUACUGGGACUGGAACCUAUUACCUGACCCCUCACUAUAGUGGGACUGGAACCUAUUACAGUGGGGAAAAAAAGUAUUUAGUCAGCCACCAAUUGUGCAAGUUCUCCCACUUAAAAAGAUGAGAGGCCUGUAAUUUUCAUCAUAGGUACACGUCAACUAUGACAGACAAAAUGAGAAAAAAAAUUCCAGAAAAUCACAUUGUAGGAUUUUUAAUGAAUUUAUUGGCAUAUGAUGGUGGAAAAUAAGUAUUUGGUCAAUAACAAAAGUUUCUCAAUACUUUUGUUAUAUACCCUUUGUUGGCAAUGACACAGGUCAAACGUUUUCUGUAAGUCUUCACAAGGUUUUCACACACUGUUGCUGGUAUUUUGGCCCAUUCCUCCAUGCAGAUCUCCUCUAGAGCAGUGAUGUUUUGGGGCUGUCGCUGGGCAACACGGACUUUCAACUCCCUCCAAAGAUUUUCUAUGGGGUUGAGAUCUGGAGACUGGCUAGGCCACUCCAGGACCUUGAAAUGCUUCUUACGAAGCCACUCCUUCGUUGCCCGGGCGGUGUGUUUGGGAUCAUUGUCAUGCUGAAAGACCCAGCCACGUUUCAUCUUCAAUGCCCUUGCUGAUGGAAGGAGGGUUUCACUCAAAAUCUCACGAUACAUGGCCCCAUUCAUUCUUUCCUUUACACGGAUCAGUCGUCCUGGUCCCUUUGCAGAAAAACAGCCCCAAAGCAUGAUGUUUCCAACCCCAUGCUUCACAGUAGGUAUGGUGUUCUUUGGAUGCAACUCAGCAUUCUUUGUCCUCCAAACAUGACGAGUUGAGUUUUUACCAAAAAGUUAUAUUUUGGUUUCAUCUGACCAUAUGACAUUCUCCCAAUCCUCUUCUGGAUCAUCCAAAUGCACUUCAGACGGGCCUGGACAUGUACUGGCUUAAGCAGGGGGACACGUCUGGCACUGCAGGAUUUGAGUCCCUGGCGGCGUAGUGUGUUACUGAUGGUAGGCUUUGUUACUUUGGUCCCAGCUCUCUGCAGGUCAUUCACUAGGUCCCCCCCGUGUGGUUCUGGGAUUUUUGCUCACCGUUCUUGUGAUCAUUUUGACCCCACGGGGUGAGAUCUUGCGUGGAGCCCCAGAUCGAGGUAGAUUAUCAGUGGUCUUGUAUGUCUUCCAUUUCCUAAUAAUUGCUCCCACAGUUGAUUUAUUCAAACCAAGCUGCUUACCUAUUGCAGAUUCAGUCUUCCCAGCCUGGUGCAGGUCUACAAUUUUGUUUUUGGUGUCCUUUGACAGCUCUUUGGUCUUGGCCAUUGUGGAGUUUGGAGUGUGACUGUUUGAGGUUGUGGACAGGUGUCUUUUAUACUGAUAACAAGUUCAAACAGGUGCCAUUAAUACAGGUAACGAGUGGAGGACAGAGGAGCCUCUUAAAGAAGAAGUUACAGGUCUGUGAGAGCCAGAAAUCUUGCUUGUUUGUAGGUGACCAAAUACUUAUUUUCCACCAUAAUUUGCAAAUAAAUUCAUUAAAAAUCCUACAAUGGGAUUUUCUGGAUUUUUUUUUCUCAAUUUGUCUGUCAUAGUUGACGUGUACCUAUGAUGAAAAUUACAGGCCUCUCUCAUCUUUUUAAGUGGGAGAACUUGCACAAUUGGUGGCUGACUAAAUACUUUUUUUCCCCACUGUACCUGACCCCUCACUAUAGUGGGACUGGAACCUAUUACCUGACCCCUCACUAUACUGUGUUGGGGCUAAAUAAAACAUGGAGUUGACCAUGUCGCUGACAAUAGUGGACAUUCUUUGUACUAUAGUCAACAGUGAAUGUAGUCCAUAUUUCUCAUCAGAGAUACAUUUAUCUCUGUGCUUUCUCUCUCUCAGUGACAACAGGGAUGACCAGUUUCCACGUGUGUGUGUCCUGGCGUUCCUCAGCCGCCUCCAGCCCUCUAAUCAGCUGCAUGAGAGACUGAUGGAAGAGCUGGUUCUCCGCUUGCUGAAGAAGGUAAGACCAGGGCUCUUCCUCAGUUAGUCUUUCCUCGCGGCCUCUCUCCUUACCUCCUUGUCAAAAUGCAUUAGAGGAGAACAUCCAAGGUUCCUCCUCUCAGAUCUUAUCCUCCAUUGAAUUUUGAGCAGGAGACGACCAGAGAGGACGGUAGGAAUCAAGGCAAGACUGACACUGCUGGAGAUUUGGCUUGUUCAUAGUCCAUGAUGUCUACUCAUUCAGUGUGUUCACAGCAUCACACACAUUAAUCCAGUUCAUACUCCAGUAAUAUAUUAAAGACCAUUGUCCAUCUCCCUGAGCUCCAACACAGUAGUUCUUAGUUAAUGUGUAGUUUUAAAGAUAAGUAUUUUUCUCUUUCAGGAUGAGGCCAUAUCUAAGUCGAAACAGCGUUACUAUAGCAACUCCCUGCAGCAUCGCGUGAAGAACAGGGUGUGGCAGACACUGCUGAUGCUGCUACCCAAACUGAGAGCGGUGAGACACACACACACACACACACACACAAACAAUACACACACACACACACACACACACACACAAUACACACACACACACACACACACAAACAAUACACACAAACAAUACACACACCUGAAUUAACCCUCUAUUAACCCUGUGUUUGUGUUCAUCCAGGAGUUUGUAGGUAGCAUUCUGGGUCGUGUGUUUGAGGCAGGCUUCGUCAGUAACCAGGCCUCAGUCAAGUACCUGAUAGAGUGGAAGAUGGUUCUAAUCCUAGUCCAGUACCCUGAACACAUAGACCGACUCUGGGCCUGCUUCGCUGUGGUGAGUGCUUACACUUUUCGUAUGUGUAUGUGAUCACUGCGGGAAUUGAACCCUCAACCUUGGUGUUGCUAGUGCCACACUCUUACCCACUGAGCCACACAGGACCACAAAAACUGGUAUCUAUUGUAUUGUCACUGAAUGAAAACUGGUAUCUAUUGUAUUGUCACUGAAUGAAUACUGGCAUCUAUUGUAUUGUCACUGAAUGAAAACAGGCGUCUAUUUUCACUGGCUCAAAGAACUUGUAAUAGUCAUUAUUGAUCUAUAGCCGGUGUGUCUUAUUGAUGUGAUUUGUGUCUUUGUGAACAGGACCAAGAGAAGACCAAGACCAGUAUCUGUACCUUCCUGUCUGUGUUGGUCCACCUCAACAUCAUCAUGCCUAAACUCAAGGAGAAGGUAAGGUCCACAUAUCACAAUCAUCAAGUAAAACCUUCAAAGCACAGGGGACUCUUCCUCCUCUCCUGACCCGCUCUCCUCCUCCUCUGUGUCCCUCCCUACCAGGCAGUACAGUGGUAUAAGGCCAUGGAUGUGAUCCUCCAGUGGUGUUUCAGUGUGUUUCAGCCAUAACUUCAGUGUUCACACCUCUCUCUCUCUCUCUCUCUCCCCCCCCCCCCCACCACCAGGCAGUACAGUGGCGUAAGGCCCUGGAUGUUAUCCUCCAGUGGUGUUUCAGCCAUAACUUCAGUGUUCGCCUGUACGCCCUGCUGGCCUUGAAGAGGGUGUGGGGUCUGCAGGGGGCGAGGGCCGAGGAGGGGCCGGACGGGCUCGGGGGGCUGGCCACCGUCGUUAAGGCCUGCCUGCACCAGGCUGAGGCUAUGCAGAGGACUGGGUGAGGGAGUUACAUGUGAACUAGGAUGUUGUUGGAUCAUUUUUGUAGCGCUAACAAGGUUCAAUUCUCGCAGGAAUCACAUUCUAAAAUUCAUGCAGUCACUGUACUUUAAGUCACUUUGGAUAAAAGUGUCUUCUAAAUGGCAUAUAUUAUAUUAUACCGGUACCCUGUAUAUAACCUCCCUACUGUUAUUUUAUUUUACUGCAGCUUUUUAAUUAUUUGCCAUUUAAAAAAAAUUCUUAACUGCAUUGUUGGUUAAGGGCUUGUAAGUAAGCAUUUCACUGUAAUGUCUACACCUGUUGUAUUCGGGGCACGUGUGGCAAAUAAAAUUUGAUUUGAUUUGAUUAUAUAUUACUUUAAGUCACGUUGGACAAAGGUGUCUGCUAAAUGUUCAUAGAUUAUGUUAUUAUUAGUGACACAUAAACCACACUUGGUUAUCCUAGAUCCAUUGGAAUCUGUGGAUAUUGUUAUUGGACUUUGGAUACUUUCAUAUAACUACUGUAUAUCUCUGUACAGAAAUGCCAAUAAGAACUGGAGCAGGAUUCAGCAACACUUCUUCUUUGGUGCCUUUCAUCCUGUUAGAGACUAUAGUGUGGAAGUAAGACACUGCAACCAUUGUAUUGUUGAUUGAUUGUGUCAAUUUGAAGUAUCAAAUGUUUUUGUAAUGUGAAUCUUUUAAAAUCAAUUGAUUCAUAUGACCUAAUUGCUUAGUGUCUCUAAAAACGAAUGAACUGAUUGGUGAUUGAGGAGAGACGACGUGUCUAAACUCUCCAUUUUCCUCCCUUGUCCCAUCCCAGACCAUAUUCUACACGUUCCCCAGCCUAUCAGAGGUGUGUGAGGAUGAGUGGAUUCUGCCCUGGAAGUUUGAGAAGCUGGUGGACUUCUCCCAGAGUGCAUCUCUCCCGUUGAGGAACCCUGUUCCUGACCUGAGCCAGAUUCAGCCUGGAGACUGGAUCCAGCAGGAUAAAGGUACAUUCCCCUGAGGGGAUAAAUAAAGUUGUAUUCAAUUGAUUAGAAAUUAAUUUAAAAAAGAUAUCACCACUAGAGGGGAGCAGAGACUUCGUACCCAACAGACAGUGGAGAUCACAGCUAUUCAACUAUUAGUCCAAAGUACUGCUGGUUCUCCCUUCUACCUGGUAGUUAAAUGAUCAAUGAAUGAAAUUGAUUGGCCAGGUCCCUGAUUUAUAAUGAAGGAAUGAAAGCCCUCCAGGACCUCAGUUUAAAAGCCCUGUUGUAGAUGCCUCAGUGUUUGUGUGUUGUCGUUUGUUAGGUGAUCAGGAUGGUGAGGAGCGCUGGGCCGAGGUCCAGAAGAAGAUGACCCCUUGGAGGUUGGGGAUCCAGGAACAGGAGCCAGAGCUGGGUCUGGUGCCCCAGCAGAGAGCAGCACGCCUGGGCAAGCUGCACAGUGCCCUGCUGGUGGUCGCCUCGCUCAUAGACAAGCCCACCAACCUGGGAGGUGAGUGUUUUAUUUUAUUUAUAGAG